UGUAGACAGAGCUGCUAACCUGGUUCUGUUGGGCUUCAGCCUGACCUCGGUCCCUUUAUCACAGAAAAUAUCUGUUUAUUGAACUCAUUAGGCCGUGUCUCGCUUAAACUUUUUCCUUUUCCCCUCUUAGUGUCUCUGCUCCGUCCAUCUCUUUCUCCUUUCGAACAUGUUAGUGAAUUUUCCCUGCGCUGCUCACCUGUUUUAUUUCUCUGUUUUUAAUGUGGGAGGGAGCCCACCGGGCUUCCUCGUCUGCAGGUCCACGCUCUCCUGCUCUACAGAGCUGCUGUUUACAGAAAACAAUCGGAUAAGUGGCAUCCUGACUUCGCAGACGGAGCCCUACGACCUGUCUUUCUCACGCUCCUUCCAGAGCUUGUCACAUCUGCCGCCCUCCUAUGAGGCGGCCGUCAAAGCCGACCUCAACCGGUUUUCYUCCCUGAAGAAACUCA
Molecule: messenger RNA, 446 nt
Organism: Austrofundulus limnaeus
Lineage: Eukaryota; Metazoa; Chordata; Actinopteri; Cyprinodontiformes; Rivulidae
Product: protein shisa-6 homolog
Biological process (GO): regulation of short-term neuronal synaptic plasticity; regulation of AMPA receptor activity
Cellular component (GO): AMPA glutamate receptor complex; dendritic spine membrane; postsynaptic density
Source: RefSeq, a predicted model, not a curated record